AUGCGAGCAAUUAGAUCUUCAAAUCUGCUUAUAAUAGCAUGGCUAUUUGCCUUGAAGCUUUCUAUCGCACAAGCAUGGUCUCCAUCCAAUGGUUACAAGCCUUCCAAAGUUGAUUGUGAUGACAAUAUUAAUUUAGUCAGAGAUGCUAGCUCUGUCUCUGAUAAUGAAUCGGACUGGCUGAAAAAGAGAAACCAAGUAACCCUUCCAGCUUUGAAGGACUUCUUGAAGCGUGGUUUUAAGAACUUCACUAGUGACACUUCGCUAAUUGAUAACCUGUUAUCAGAUGAAAGCAAAGCACCUAAGAUUGCAGUUGCAUGCUCUGGUGGUGGUUACAGAGCCAUGUUGAGUGGUGCAGGUAUGUUGUCUGCAAUGGAUAACAGAACUGAUGGUGCUAACGAACACGGUCUAGGUGGUUUAUUACAAAGUGCUACGUACUUGGCUGGUUUGUCUGGUGGUAACUGGCUUGUCGGUACUUUGGCAUACAACAACUGGACGUCAGUUCAAGCCAUCGUUAACAAUAUGACUCAAGAUGACAGUAUUUGGGAUAUCAGUCACUCGAUUGUCACUCCUGGUGGAUUCAACAUUUUUGAAUCAAUUUCUCGUUGGGACGAUAUAUCAGAUGCUGUUGAAGACAAGAAGGAUGCCGGCUAUAACACUUCCAUCACCGAUAUCUGGGGUCGUGCCUUAUCUUACGGCUUCUUCCCAUCUUUGAAAGAUGGUGGUGUCGGAUACACUAUCGAUUCGUUAAGGGACUCUGAUGUCUUUAAGAAUGCUGAAAUGCCUUUCCCUAUCUCUUUGGCCGUUGGUAGAUAUCCUGGUACAUCCGUUAUUAACUUGAACGCCACCAACUUUGAGUUCAACCCAUUCGAAAUGGGUUCCUGGGAUUACACUUUGCACUCUUUUACAGAUAUCAAGUAUGUUGGUACUAAUGUCAGCAAUGGUAGACCAAAAGAGAAGGGUCAAUGUGUUGCAGGUUACGACAAUACCGGUUUUGUAUUGGGUACCUCAUCUUCUUUGUUCAACCAAUUCUUGUUGCAACUUAACACCACAAAAUUGCCAAAGUUCUUGUUUAACAUGAUUCAAGAUUUCUUGACUGAUCUCUCUGAAGACUCUGAUGAUAUUUCCAUUUGGGCACCAAAUCCUUUCAGAGAUGUUAAAAAUAUUCCAGCAAACUAUUCACAAUCCAUUAGUGAAGGAGACACGUUGUAUUUGGUUGAUGGUGGUGAAGACGGACAGAAUAUUCCAUUGUCCCCAUUAUUGCAGACUGAACGUGACGUUGAUGUCAUCUUCGCAUUGGAUAACAGUGCAGACACAGAAGAAUUUUGGCCAAAUGGGUUCUCUUUGACCCAAACCUAUGAACGUCAAUUUGGUAUGCAAGGUAAAGGUAUUGCAUUCCCUUACGUUCCUGACAAUAAUACAUUUGUUAACCUAGGAUUAAACAAAAGACCAACUUUCUUUGGUUGUGAUGCUAAAAACUUGACAAACCUUGAGUUUAUUCCACCUUUAAUUGUGUAUAUGCCAAACACAAGGGAAUCUUACAACAGUAAUACUUCCACUUUCAAGAUGUCUUACUCUACCUCGGAACGUUUGCAUAUGAUCAAAAAUGGUUUCGAAGCGGUGACCAGGAAUAACUUCACCCAAGACAGUAAUUUCAUGGGCUGUGUCUCAUGUGCUAUUUUGAGACGUAAGCAAGAAUCUUCGAACCAAACGCUUCCUGACGGAUGUAACGCUUGUUUCAAGCAAUAUUGUUGGGAUGGUACCGUCAACUCUACUACCCCAGAGAAGUCCUCGACUGCUGGUAGUUCUUCUCAAAGUGCGUCUGCGUCUGCAUCUGCUGCAUCCAGCCAAUCUACUUCAACUUCAAGUUCGACAAAAAAGAAUGAUGGUCCAAUCAACGAUCCAAAAUCUGCGCUGUCGUUACUGAUUGGUGGGAUUGCUACUGCGCUAAUGACUAUUUAA
Messenger RNA from Kluyveromyces marxianus DMKU3-1042, 1959 nucleotides. RefSeq names its product lysophospholipase (gene PLB3). The transcript has a single exon. Gene Ontology annotation, biological process: glycerophospholipid catabolic process. Lineage: Eukaryota; Fungi; Ascomycota; Saccharomycetes; Saccharomycetales; Saccharomycetaceae. The coding region runs from base 1 to 1959 and encodes 652 amino acids. The record is from RefSeq and is a predicted model, not a curated record. Gene Ontology annotation, molecular function: A2-type glycerophospholipase activity. Gene Ontology annotation, cellular component: plasma membrane; extracellular region; cytosol.